This is a messenger RNA of Anopheles merus, 1869 nucleotides long. RefSeq names its product mitochondrial ornithine transporter 1. The coding region runs from base 932 to 1837 and encodes 301 amino acids. The record is from RefSeq and is a predicted model, not a curated record. The transcript is spliced from 2 exons. Gene Ontology annotation, molecular function: L-ornithine transmembrane transporter activity. Gene Ontology annotation, biological process: mitochondrial L-ornithine transmembrane transport. Lineage: Eukaryota; Metazoa; Arthropoda; Insecta; Diptera; Culicidae.
AAAUGUCAUUUGCCUGCCUCACCACCUCCCCAAGGUAGCUGCCUCUCCCACCAGGCAACCGUGAGCAGUGAGUGCGGAAACCACGUGCUUUUGCGUGGGGAUUUGUUUUCGUUUUGGCGAGCGCUGGGCACUCACGCGCGCGCACAGUGACCGCUCACGCAGUGGCCUCACCGUAGGCGGUAUGUCAUCAUCUGCCAAAGCCGUCUUACGCAGGCACGUGUGUGAUUGCGCGAUUGUCCCAAGCCCCCGGGGGCCUCCGAAAUCAGUGUUUGCCGUUUGAAGCGACACACACACACACACCGCAGCGACGCAACCAGUUUCCCGGAGAUGUGCACCCAUCCUCGAACCGUGGCGUCCCACCGAUUAGGCCGAUUCUGCGUCGUCGUCAGCGUUCGGUCGCGAAAACAAAUAAAGUUAGGCUGACAACAAGGAGACGGCCGAGAUAAGGCGCCACGGGGCUCUGGUGACUGACGAUUCGUCGCUGGUCGUCGCCCGCUGCUCGCUGCUGCCGCGCUGCUUAUCAUCAAUCGCCACACAUUGUGUAUAUGCUGCGCGUUCUUCAAAAAGAAAUAUCUCUGUUUGGAACGCUGUCGUGCUCUCUUUCUCGCUUCGACAGCAGCCCUCCCCUUCCCCUGGUGCGACCAGCGACAGUGCGACGGUUAGGAAUUAGUGUGUAGCUCGCUCAUGUUAGCAACAGGGCCGCGGAGCGCGUGCCUGUCCAGUGUGUGAAGGGUUGCAGUGUGAUCGAUCGUGUUUCGUGAAGACACAGUACACCUUCCAGCAUCAAUCAGCAGAUCUGAACAAUCAAGCCAAAGCGUCCAAAGGACCGCAGCGUGCAUUUUUAAAGCACGGUGACGCAGCAGCCCUCAAAACCCCCCCUCCCUUUAAGGGAUCAGCAAACGCAGCGAGCUCAGACAGAGAUCAAACAAACAUGCACGGCGCGGGCGAAUCGAGCAGUUUGAAAACGGGCAUGAUUGACUUCAUCGCCGGCACGUUGGGUGGUGUGGCGCUCGUGUACGUCAGCCAGCCGAUGGACACGGUGAAGGUGAAGAUGCAAACGUUUCCCGGCCUGUACAAGGGACUGGUCAACUGCACGCUGCAAACGUUCCGGCGGGACGGGAUCGUGCGCGGCCUGUACGCCGGCACGCUGCCCGCGGUCGUCGCGAACGUCGCGGAAAACUCAGUAUUAUUCGCCGCGUACGGCGCGUGCCAGCAGGCGGUCGGUCGCCUCGUUCACAAACCCGCCGUGGCUGACCUGUCCGCGCUCGAGAACGCGACGGCCGGCUUUCUGGCCGCGUUCUUCUCCUCCUUCACGCUCUGCCCGACCGAGCUGAUCAAGUGCAAGCUGCAGGCGCUGCGCGAAACGGCCGGCGGCGGCAAAGGCCGCCCGACCAUCUCCUCGUACGCGCUCGUCAGCCAGAUCCUGCGCACCGAGGGCGUGCCGGGCAUGUUCCGCGGCCUCACGUCCACGUUUGCGCGCGAAAUGCCGGGCUACUUUUUCUUCUUCGGCGGGUACGAGCAGACGCGGGCGCUGCUGGCCCGCCCCGGCCAGUCGAAGGACGAGAUCGGGCCGGUGCGCACGAUGGUGGCCGGUGCGGUCGGGGGCGUCGCGCUCUGGACGGUCAUCUUUCCCGCGGACGUGAUCAAGAGCCGCAUCCAGGUGUACAGUAUGCGGGCGAGCAUGACGCAGGUCGGGCUGGACAUCUUCCGGAAGGAGGGCGCACUGGCCUUCUACAACGGGCUGCUGCCGACGAUCGUGCGCACCAUACCGGCGACCGCCGUGCUGUUCGUGGUGUACGAGUACACGAAGAAGACGCUCACGAAGCUGCUAGAGUAGUAGAGGAGUAGCUUUUUUUUUUGUUUGUUUAU